This is a messenger RNA of Rhododendron vialii, 588 nucleotides long. RefSeq lists its product as uncharacterized. The transcript has 2 exons. The record is from RefSeq and is a predicted model, not a curated record. Bases 1 to 588 code for a protein of 195 amino acids. NCBI's taxonomy places the organism in Eukaryota, Viridiplantae, Streptophyta, Magnoliopsida, Ericales, Ericaceae.
AUGGUAAGUUUUUCAGCAAAGUCUGUUUGGGAGGCUUGUCGGCACAGGAAUUCCUUUCAACCAUGGUAUUCUGUUGUGUGGUCUAGUCAGGGAAUGCCUCGAUGGAGCUUCAUUAUGUGGUUGGCUGUAUUGGGAAUACUGUCUACUAAGGAUAGGUUGGUUAAUUGGGGGCUGGUGGUUCCCCCUCUCUGUUCUUUUUGUUUGACUGAUACGGAAUCGCAUAGUUAUCUCUUCUUUGACUGUCAAUUUUCUUCUUUGGUCUGGAAGCAAGUCUUGACUAGGAAUGGGAUUGCUAGGCCUAUUGAGCCAUUAGCCCAGGAGUUGGAUUGGGCAGUCCAUCACAGGAAAGGGAAAAACUUACGUGACUCUUUGUAUAAACUCUCUUUGGCCGCAUCCAUUUAUACUCUUUGGGGCAAGCGCAACAUGAGGAUAUUUCAAGGUAAAUCCAGGAAUGAAGGUGCGAUUGCUCUGGAUAUUUUUAAUUCUGUCCGAACUAAGGUCAUUUUCAGUUUUGGCUUUGGGGUGUUGGUCAUUGUUUGGCCCUUUGAUGCAUUGGUUGUAUUGGUUACUAGGGGGAUGCCCCUUUGA